Molecule: messenger RNA, 2052 nt
Organism: Trichomonas vaginalis G3
Lineage: Eukaryota; Parabasalia; Trichomonadida; Trichomonadidae
Exons: 1
Coding region: 1-2052 (683 amino acids)
Source: RefSeq, a predicted model, not a curated record
AUGAUUUCUUCUCGGUCAAAGUCGUCUGAGUUUCAGAACUAUGACGUAAAUGAUAUGUAUCAGACAGUUUUGAGCAAAAGAGAUCAUUCUGGUUUUUUAAAUGAUAUAAUUUGCCGAAAUUCAGAAACGUUAUCAACAAAUCUUGUAGAUAUUCAACGUAUUGCACGACAGAAUUCUAUAUUAACAUCUUUAGCAGAUGAUGAGAUGACUAUUGCGACAAUAAUACCAUUAAAGAACAUUUUUGAUUCAUUUCAAGAUAAAGUUAAUUAUUUCUAUACGUUAGUUAAUGAUCCUCAGCUUUUACAGAAUGUUGCCUUUUAUGUUAAAGGCGCAUAUCGAAAACCAAAAGAAUUUGCAAACGCAGCUUUACAAUAUUUCAGACAAGAGCCAAAAGAGUACAAUCUCUUUGCCUGCGUCUUAUUCCCAUCAAUUUCAGGCUAUUUCAUUGCUGAAGAACAUCUUACUUUUGCCUAUGAGUUUCUAAAUUAUUUAAUUCAACUUGGCGAAAUUGAAUUUGCCAGACCAUUAAUCGCAUCAUUCUUUUCAUCAUCAAUUCUAUUCAUUGAAACAUUUUGGCAGAAUUUUAUGACAAAAGCCGCAGAAAUACGAAAUCGUCCUUCAUUGAAGCAAUUAUACGAUAUAUUAAUAUCAACACUUUCAAUUACUAUUCGUUAUUUAUCUCCAUUUCAUACAGCUUUGUCCAUGGAUUUACUUACAUCAGAUCCAAAUUGUUUUUGCCAAGUUUUCUUCCUCAAAGUACUAUUGCAAUCAUUCACAACAUAUGCUUCAUCAAAUCCAUUGAUUAAUACAGUCAAAGUAAGCAAAACUCAAAUUUUACAACUUUUUAAUUUUAUUUGCAACAACACUGACACGAAAUCCUUCGAUAUGCUAGCGAAUACAUUCGGACAGAGUGUGUCUUCACUUUGUGAACCAACUUCUUUCGUUGAAUACACAGUCAAAGGUGCAAUUCCAUACAUUUUCUCCCCAGUUGAGACAGUUUUAGCGGUAAACAUAUUCAAACAAAUGCCAACGUUCGAAGGAUCCAAGAUAGAUGUAUCCAGACUCCAGAAUUACAGUAGAAUCUCUUCAUUUAAACCAGGUGUCAUCGAUGUUUACUUUCCUUUGCCUCCAAAAUUGCCUGUAACUGCUGUUUUGUUCUGCGAUGACAAUAUAACAGUCGGUGAGCCUCCAAAGGAGAUCUCCAGACAGUGGUUGAGCCUUUCCAAGAUGGCAGGAAACGAAGGUUUGGAUCCUUUAAAUGUUAUUAUGCAAAUUGAUAAUUUAGAUCAAUUUGACACUCCUAAGAAACUCGAAAUCAGAAAAUACGCAAGCCAAAUGAUAACAGAUGAGCUCAAGAAAUAUGCUGUCGAAGCAGCCCUUUCUAACCUCAUACAGAGCGAGCAGUUGUUCGAAACUUGUUUGGUAAGAUUGACUCAAAAAAGUCGUUUGAUUGAAAUUUCUGACAGUCAAAACCGUUUUGGAUCAAUUUUGAAUAUCGCAAUAGCAAAGAAAUUAACUUUCUUGCCUGCGGACUGCCCUCGCAAUGUACUUUUACCAUCGCUUGCCAUUCUUGAUGUUUCGAAUGAAGAAGACCAGAAAUUGUAUGAUUUGCUUGAACAAAAAGAAGUUUUUGACAGAGUUGCGAGAAAAAUCACGAGAAAAGAGCAGAAAUACAAGAAUUUCGUGAGAAACAAUGAAGAGAAACUUGAGAAUUUCGCAAGAAUCAUGGAUUCUCUUGAUGAAAAAUCGCUUGGAGAGAGGAUGUGGGUUAUUGCUGAAGUUGUUAAUUCUCUUUCUUUGAUUUGUGAAAGUGAUGAUUGGCUGAUGACUCUUUUCUUCUUUGUUAUUGCUAGAUCGAAUUCAACAUGCUUCUUACAUACAUAUAUUGGUAUUAAUGCGUUCAAAGCACUCCAACAAGUAAAAUUUGCGCAAUUACCAAGGAGAUUACAAGAUGCAUGGGCAAAACUCUCAAAACAAGUUGAUAUUUUACUCAAACAAAAGAGAUUAUUCACUGAUGAAUUCAUUGAGAAAUACAGUAUGUUCGUAAAAUAA